AGUCUUUGAUUUCACGGUGCGUGAGUGUGAUUUUGUGAUAGUACACUAAUUCUUAUUUCUAUAUUAUUUUUGUGAAAUAAGAUAACAAGACACAAAAUGGUUUCUCUGAACCCCAUUCGAAUUUUGAAAAAUGAAGCAGAAGAAGAGAAGGCCGAAGUUGCUCGUAUGUCGAGUUUUAUUGGAGCCAUUGCUAUUGGCGAUUUAGUAAAGAGUACUUUAGGCCCGAAAGGAAUGGAUAAAAUUUUGGUAUCUAGUGGUAGGAAUGCUGGCCAGGUAGAAGUUACAAAUGAUGGAGCAACUAUAUUAAAGUCUAUUGGAAUUGACAAUCCUGCUGCAAAAAUUUUAGUUGACAUGUCAAAGGUUCAAGAUGAUGAAGUUGGCGAUGGAACAACCUCUGUCACUGUAUUAGCUGCUGAACUACUGCGUGAGGCAGAGAAGUUGAUCGAGCAGAAGUUACACCCACAGACAAUUAUAGCUGGGUGGCGUUUAUCUGUAGAAGCUGCAAAGCAAGCCCUUGCAGAAGCGAGUUUUGAUCAUGAAAAAAAUUUUAAUAAGGCUGCGUUACGAGCUGAUCUAGAAAACAUUGCACGCACAACAUUGAGCUCAAAAAUUUUAUCCAAUCACAAAGAACAUUUUACAAAGUUGGCAGUUGAUGCUGUUCUGCGGCUUAAGGGUUCUGGCAACUUAAAGGCUAUUCAAAUUAUCAAAAUCUCUGGUGGGGUACUUGAAGAAUCAUUCCUGGAUGAAGGAUUUUUAUUAAAUAAAAAGGUGGGUUUACAUCAACCUAAACGCAUUGAGAAUGCUAAUAUUCUGAUUGCUAAUACACCUAUGGACACAGAUAAAAUUAAAGUGUUUGGCUCUACUAUCAAGGUAGAUUCUAUGGCCAAAAUUGCAGAACUUGAAGUAGCAGAGAAGGAAAAAAUGAAAGACAAAGUAAACAAGAUCUUGGCUCAUAAAUGCAAUGUUUUUAUUAAUAGACAACUUAUAUACAACUACCCUGAACAACUGUUUGCGGAUGCUGGGGUAAUGGCCAUUGAGCAUGCAGAUUUUGAUGGCAUUGAAAGACUUGCUCUUGUUACUGGUGGAGAGAUUGUUUCUACAUUUGAUACACCAGAAAAAGUCAAACUUGGACAUUGUAAGCUAAUUGAGCAGGUACUGAUUGGAGAUGAAUGUUUAAUUCGAUUUUCUGGCGUUGAGUUGGGUUCGGCUUGUACUAUAGUCAUUCGUGGUGCCACACAGCAAGUGAUUGAUGAGGCUGAGCGAUCAUUACAUGAUGCCCUAUGCGUGCUUGCUGCUACUGUUAAAGAGCCUAAAAUCAUUUAUGGUGGAGGUGCUAGUGAAAUGCUAAUGGCGGAGGCGGUUUCCCGUGUAGCGGCUCGUACGCCUGGAAAGGAGGCUGCGGCAGCCGAAGCUUUCGCUAUUGCUCUACGACGCCUGCCAUCGGCCGUAGCAGAUAACGCUGGCUACGAUAGCGCCGAUUUAAUCUCUAGGUUACGAGCCAGUCAUGCUCAGGGCGAAACCACAAUGGGCCUGGAUAUGGAAAACGGUUGUGUUGGUGAUAUGAAGACACUUGGUAUCACAGAAUCUUACGUGGUCAAGAGGCAGGUACUCUUGUCGGCUGCUGAAGCUGCCGAGGUGAUUCUACGCGUCGAUAACAUUCUGAAGGCAGCACCUCGCCGACGUGGACCAGACCGCCGUCCAUGCUAAUUUAAUAUGACUAUCAUAACUUAUUGUUAUAGAAAUUGAGCUAAGAAAUAAUGGCAGGUGUACUGUUAGCAUAUCUGAUGGCCAAUUUACUAUAAAAGUUGCAAAUCUUUAGUUAGUAAUUGAUUUCCACAUCAAUAUAAUCUUACUUUUGCAAAGAGAAGUUGUGGUAAGGCUUAAUUUUGUAUUAAGUCUUUACGGUUUUGUCGUCAAAGCUUAUUUCUUAACAACUUCUUUUUACAUUCGCUUUUAAUGUUUAUUUUAAUGUAUCUGGCAACAAAUAACUGACAACCUUUUAUCUCGAGGAAGAUUAUUAGAGAUAGAGUAUUAUGUUUAUUAGAUGCAGUAUCUUAAGAUUUAUUUUACAAGUAUAAACUCGUUAAUUCAUUGCCUUACUAGUGUUGCUAGCAAAAUUCACAUGUGUUGCUAAGACUAUUGUGCCCUAAUAUUUUAUCUAUAUUU
Diatraea saccharalis (sugarcane borer) is the source of this 2166-nucleotide messenger RNA. Lineage: Eukaryota; Metazoa; Arthropoda; Insecta; Lepidoptera; Crambidae. The record is from the annotation of a GenBank genome assembly.